This is a messenger RNA of Thermothielavioides terrestris NRRL 8126, 2072 nucleotides long. RefSeq lists its product as uncharacterized. NCBI's taxonomy places the organism in Eukaryota, Fungi, Ascomycota, Sordariomycetes, Sordariales, Chaetomiaceae. Gene Ontology annotation, molecular function: 2-methylcitrate dehydratase activity; 2 iron, 2 sulfur cluster binding. The transcript is spliced from 3 exons. The record is from RefSeq and is a predicted model, not a curated record. Gene Ontology annotation, cellular component: mitochondrion. Bases 341 to 1867 code for a protein of 508 amino acids.
CGGGGCUUCGGCAUGCCGCGGCAAAUGGGUUUGGACACCGCUGGGCCGGUUUACUUGAAAGCUCUCGGAUGGGCUGCUAAAGGGCACUCGAAUCAUUUUGUUAAAUAAACAAACUCGCAAGACCGCUGCAUCUUGCAGGUUCUCCAUUGGUGCCCAACCCAAUUGAUACCCAGCACGAGGCAUCAUGUCUGCUGUCAACCGCGGAUUGCGCCAGGCGACAAGAACACUGCGCCUCCACCGCUGUCCCCCGCCCUCGGCUCUGCGCCCGCUGAGCACGGUCCGGAACACCGCCGCCCCCAUCUCGGUCGCUGCCACACACGCUCGCAGCAGCUUCUCAACCAUGGCCUCCCUGCAGUCCGCCAGCUCCGCGGCGCCGUCGCCCGCCUCGCACAAGGGCUACGACCCGGAGAUUGUCGACAUUGCGGACUACGUGCACAACAAGACCAUUGAUUCGGAGCUGGCCUUUGACACGGCGAGAUGGGUGUUUCUCGACACCCUCGGGUGCGGCCUCGAGGCCCUGCGGUUCAAGGAGUGCACCAAGCUGCUCGGGCCCAUUGUCCCGGGCACGGUGGUGCCCUCCGGCACCAAGGUGCCCGGCACCGACUUCCAGCUUGACCCCGUCAACGGCGCUUUCAACAUCGGCGCCAUGAUCCGGUGGCUCGACUACAACGACUGCUGGCUGGCCGCCGAGUGGGGACACCCCAGCGACAACCUGGGCGCCAUCCUCGCCGUGGCCGACUGGGCCACGCGGACGAACAAGGCCGGCCAGCGCAAGGUAGCCGGCGGCAAGAUCUUCACCGUCCGCGACGUGCUCGAGGCCAUGAUCAAGGCGCACGAGAUCCAGGGCUGCCUCGCCCUGCUGAACUCGUACAACAAGGUCGGCCUCGACCACGUCGUCCUGGUCAAGGUGGCCAGCACGGCCGUGGUCAGCAAGAUGCUGGGGCUGAGCGAGAAGCAGACGGCCGACGCCGUCACGCAGGCCUGGGUCGACGGCCAGAGCUUGCGCACCUACCGCCACUCGCCGAACACCAUGUCCCGCAAGUCGUGGGCUGCCGGUGAUGCCUGCCAGCGUGCCGUCAACCUGGCCCUCAAGGUCCUCAAGGGCGAGUCGGGCAUCCCCACGGUUCUGUCGGCUCCCACCUGGGGCUUCUACGAUGUCCUAUUCAAGGGCAAGAAGUUCGAGUUCCAGCGGCCGUACGGCAGCUACGUCAUGGAGAACGUGCUGUUCAAGGUGUCGUAUCCUGCCGAGUUCCACUCGCAGACGGCCGUCGAGGCGUCGGAGAAGAUCCACGCGCAGCUGAAGGCCAUGGGCAAGUCGGCCGCCGACAUCAAGGCCGUCACGUGCCGGACGCACGAGGCCUGCAUACGCAUCAUCGACAAGCAGUUCAAGCCGAUGGACAACUUCGCCGACCGCGACCACUGCAUCCAGUACAUGUGCGCCGUCAUGCUCGUCUUCGGCCGGCUGACCGCGGGCGACUACGUGGACGGCUCCGAGGCGGCGACAUCGGAGCUGGUCGAGUCGCUCCGCAAGAGGAUCAAGUGCGUCGAGGACCCGCAGUUCACGGCCGACUACCACGACCCGGCCCUGCGCACCAUCAGCAACGGCCUGACGGUCGAGCUGAACGACGGCACGGUGCUGCCCGAGGUGGUCGUCGAGGCGCCGCUCGGCCACCGCCUGCGCCGCGACGAGGCCAAGCCGCACAUCCUGGCCAAGUACAAGCGCCACCUGGAGCCGCACUUCAGCGCCGACAAGGUGCGCCAGCUCGUCGAGCUCGGCCAGGACCCCAAGAGGCUGGAGUCGAUGGCCGUGGACGAGUACGUCGAUCUGUACGUGUGCAAGGACAGCCAGUUCUUCAAGGAGCAAUAGAUACCUCGCCGAGCGGUGUCGAUGUAAUGUGUACUUGAGAAUAGAGCGAUGUAGCAUCACGUUAUCGAAGCCGGUGUAUUUUCUCCUCUUCCCGCCGUCCGUUUUGCUCCGGAACUUCCAAAACUAUUCCUUAGGUCAGCCUAGUUACUCUUUACACAAAGAUAUACGGUGCAGAGAACUCCGGAAAGACCUCAGUCGUGCGGCG